Dentiscutata heterogama is the source of this 130-nucleotide messenger RNA. The record is from the annotation of a GenBank genome assembly. NCBI's taxonomy places the organism in Eukaryota, Fungi, Glomeromycota, Glomeromycetes, Diversisporales, Gigasporaceae.
ACUUGAAGGAUUUAUUCCUAUUGAUGAAGUGGUUAACGCUUUUAUAACGAUCAUUCAAGAUGAUAAACUUGCGGGCAAUACUAUCCUGAUUCUGAAAAAGAAUUUUUCACAAGUUAUUUCAAAAUUAUAG